Molecule: messenger RNA, 754 nt
Organism: Ricinus communis (castor bean)
Lineage: Eukaryota; Viridiplantae; Streptophyta; Magnoliopsida; Malpighiales; Euphorbiaceae
Exons: 3
Coding region: 246-584 (112 amino acids)
Source: RefSeq, a predicted model, not a curated record
AAAUCUAAAUUGGACCGUUGGAAACCUUCCACUUUUAAAGGCUAUUAUUCUCUUUCUGUGUUAGGCAACUUUGUAAAAAUCGCAACCCAUCAUCACAUUCCCUCCUCAAAAUUGUUCAACAAUUUGUAUAAUCCUUCUAUCUCUUUGAUUCUCAUCUGGGUUCGUUUUUUUACUUUUCUUUGGGCAUAUUGAUCUUUGAUUAGAGUAAUAAUCCUUAUAUUUAUAUAUAAACACUUCAGUUUGCAAUGGAGAACUUGCAAGAAACACCCAAAAAAGAGCCAAUGCAAUCUGAAGCCAACAUAUUGGAAUGCAAAACACCACCUCAGGAUCAAAAGAUGGACUCAAAAUCUUUAAAUUCAAGUGGCGAUUUGCGCAAAAGUAGCACCCCAGAUCGUCUCAAAGUCCCUAAGGCAUUCAAGUACCCUGAAAGGUACAGAAGCCCAACGGACCUUAUGGUGUCACCAAUUACUAAAGGCCUUCUUGCAAGAAACAGAAAGGGUGCUGCACUCUUGCCUCCUAGUAUGAAUCAGGCCAAGGUUCCAGAUAUUGCUCAGGAUGUAGUCUCUUUCAAGAUUGAGAUAUAGAUGCUGAUUGAUAAAUUAGCUUAAUCAAAAUGGAUUCAUUUAUCCUUCUUUCUGGAUAAAUCAGAUGGAUUCCUGAUUUUUUUUUUUCUGGUUUUAUAUUAAAAAUGAAAAUUUCUCAUGGGAUGUCUUGAUUGAAUGUUCAUAUAAUGAAAUCUCUUUUCUUACCAUAA